Messenger RNA from Esox lucius (northern pike), 1528 nucleotides. It is a transcript of the gene myct1b, whose product is annotated as myc target 1b. Gene Ontology annotation, cellular component: nucleoplasm. Lineage: Eukaryota; Metazoa; Chordata; Actinopteri; Esociformes; Esocidae. The record is from RefSeq and is a predicted model, not a curated record. The transcript is spliced from 2 exons. The coding region runs from base 114 to 731 and encodes 205 amino acids.
GAAAAAAAUUGAUCAAGCAGGCAGCAGCCAAUUUUGGAAAGAGCUCACUUCAGUGUGUUGGAGGGUUCUCACUAUCAACUUGGAUGUGAACAGGUUUUCUUUAUUGUAUUGUAAUGGCAUUCAAUGAGACAAAUCCAUUUCUGGAAAUAUUAAAAUCAUUUGGCAUUGCCAACUUAGCCCUAGCCUUCUGUCUGUCAAUGUUGGUGGGCCUAAUUAUUGGAGCUCUGAUCUACAUCCUCUUUACAUGGCUGUCAAGACGCAAGGCCUCUGCCCGGAUUACCAGACGCCCUAAAAAACAACUCCGCUCAGCCACCUCCAAGAGCUCACACAAUCCCAUGGCCAACCGCCUUGGCCUCUACCGGAGCACCAUGUUCGACCGGCGGAGCGACAACAGCCUCGAAGGAGGAAUUCUAAGCCUCUAUAGACAGCCAUCGGUGGAGCCGGUUGGACCAUUGGGGAAGAAGCCUAUCUCAGGAGCAUCCACCUUCCGACCAGUACCCAAGAGCAGCCGAAUGGAUCCGAGUGAGGGAGGCACGAACAACCAAGAUAUCUUGUCCCUUCAUGACAAUACUGCCACCAGUUCUUCAGCAUCAGAUACCGCCUCCCUCAUGCAACCUCAACGGAACUCCUUCUGGUUGGGCAAUAGCAGUCUUAAGGGCUUUCUGCCCACACAGACUCCACCGCCCACAUACGACAGUGUCAUACAUGCUUUUCAAGAAACACGCACCUGAUGAUUUCAAAAUAUCCCCUGUGGAAAUAAAUACAUUGAGCUUUAGGCUACUGCUGCCUGUCUUUGGAAGAGAUAUGGGUGCACUGUGUUACGGAGAGCAUUUCAGUUUUGUGUAAGGUGCCGCUGUUGUCCUCCACUUCCAUAAGUGGUGCUGUCAAGACAAAAUGGGUCAUUGGAUAUUGUAUACUAUUUCAUGUAUGGGUCGACAUAAGCCCCAUAUCAUCAAAAUAACUGGAAUUUCCUGGCUAGCUGUAUGAUAGUGAUUCAACUGAUGAAUUAUGCAUAUAUUGUACAUACAAAAUAUUAUACAUCCAGCACAAGAAAGGAUUUUUUUUAUUUUUUAUUAUUGGAGUUAGUUCUAAUAUAUGAGAGUUAGUCUAAUGACUUAGAUAACUUAAAUGCGCAUUCUGUAAUUUUUGGCCAUUGGCUGUGAAAGGGACACUGUUCAGCCAAAACGAGUUCCUGGAAUGUGUCUAAAUGUCAUCGAAAAAACAUACUUUCACCUAUAGAUUAUGCAUAUGUAAAUAACAUUUUACACAUUCAGCCCAAAUGGAAAGUUAUUUUCUUUAAAAAAAAACUAAUCUUUGCAAAAAUCACAGAAUGCAUCUUUAAAAGCAUUAAUUUAAAAUAACUGUGCUCUGACCAUACUUUAAAUAGUAAAGUAUGGUUAUAUUUUAGUUUACUAACUGCAUAUCCGAAUGGAAUCUAUGUGGAAUAUGAUGGCGUAUUUAUAUUGGCUCACACUUCUGUAAAUGUAAAUACAGUUCUGAAUAAAGUUGUUAUUAAUAUCCAAUGUUA